This is a messenger RNA of Babesia ovata, 666 nucleotides long. RefSeq lists its product as uncharacterized. NCBI's taxonomy places the organism in Eukaryota, Apicomplexa, Aconoidasida, Piroplasmida, Babesiidae. The transcript is spliced from 3 exons. Bases 1 to 666 code for a protein of 221 amino acids. The record is from RefSeq and is a predicted model, not a curated record.
AUGCCACGAGGCGGCCAUCGUGGCAUUUUAUUUGCGGUUAGCGGCCGCGCUCUGACGGCGUUCGGUCGGCGGCGUAGACGCGGUCUCUACCAUCACUGCACUAACGAGAUAUUUCGCCCUGCCUGGGGGCCUGUGCGUCAACCGCCGCUGCUAAUGGAUGCUCAGCUGCCUAACUGGGCUUCAGACACCCUGUCUCCAGCCGAGAAAUUGCCGCCCAAACCGCAAUACAGCCGCGACGCCAGGUCGGCCUGGCCGCAGGAAAGGUCGUCUUUCCUGCUCAACAUGUAUCGCCGGAACGUUAAGCGCUACUUUCAUCCCGCAGCAGUCGCGAAUGACGAUCAUGUACGCAAUUACAUCUAUGAGGUGUUGGAGCCCAGCCAUCGCAAGUGCUUCAGCGGCAUCGGAGUAGACUUCAUGAGGCAGUCGGAGGCCUGGAGCAGCGUUGCGCCCAUGCAAGAGGCGUCCGCCAACCCCUUCCCUCACGUUAACGAGAGUGCGUCUCUCGUUCGGAAUCUCGGCCUGGCGGACGUGCUACACACCAAAAGCAAUCACAGACUUGCCAGACGUGCACAUCCCAAGUGGUACGCUGCCAGAUAUCGCAAGUUCAUGGACAAAAAGCGGCUGCAAGAGAAGUUAAGGCAGCUAAAAAUUGAGACAGGGGCGUAA